AUGCCCUCCAUUGCGGUUGUAGACAUUGCGGGUGGCUCCGAAGCCCAAACCAAGCUGCAAACGGAUCCGCGCGGUACCUUGUCUGCACCAUCCAAGACCUCAACAAAGCGCAAGGCUAGCGCCGUCAAGCUCGAUUUGAUGUAAGUGAGUUCAGGUCGCGGCGUCUUUAGCUUUGAUCUCGAAUCAUGGUGACUCAGGCCGUCUCUUCGCACAAAACGGCUUUGGCAGCGCCUUGAGAAGCAGAGCUAUCAGUCCAGGUGGCUUUGGUGGGCACGCGACGCCUGAUUACGGAUCAUUUCCUAAUGACAGCCUCCCCGACGGAGCUGUUCAGAGAAGAGAUGGAAGCCUCGAAAUAGGCCAAAGCCGCACACGCAAUGGCGGACUCGCACAUUUGGAGGGCAUUGAUUGCAGUAAAGCAAGUCGUAGAGUGGCCUGGUAAGUGUCGGGGUGCAGAAAAUCUGGUGGUGGUGCUUGAGGGCAGCAUUGCGGGCGAGAGGUCUUUGGCUGAUAAAGCUUCGCGUCGCCCCGGGUGGUCCUCGCUAGGCUAAUUCUGUUGGACUUGCAGUACCACAUUCCAUCAUUGGUAGAAAUACCAAAUAAAGCAACGUCCACAGCCAAAGAUGAGCCUUCGCUAGAAGAGCACUUUGCCAAUCUGCUGCGCGAAGAAUGGGAGCCGCGCGAAGAUCGCCUGCAUCCCACUUCCCGACACAAAAGUGCAAAACUGGCAUCAGACGACGAAUCAGACUGGCAAACUGCUUUACCCCGACACAAAAAGAGGAAAGAGCGAGUUGCCAAGGCUAGUACAGCCGCUUCGAGUGACGCUGGGGUGGAGAGGGACGAUGAGAGGAGCGCCGCUGCAUCGACAUCAAGCUUUGGUGCAGGGGCAAGCACCACCACAACAGGAAGUGUCAACCAGAAUAAGCUUCUGAACGACACCAAAGAAUCCGCUCGUCCGCGUCAAGAGGAGGCCUUGAAUCCAUCAAAGAAGAAGCGAAGGCCAAAAGGGGCGAAGGGCCUUCGACGUGCCAAGGAGCAUAAAGAUGAGUCUCAAGUUGCACUCGACGUCAACAGGAGUUUUGUUGGUGAUGCUUGGAGCUCGAGUGAGUUGUCGUGCGCCAGUGUCUCGAAAGCGUGACGCGCUGCAGAUCCGCGAUGUGGCGCUCAUUGUAUUUGUGCUCUUUGUGUCCCCAUGCAGACGUCCCUUUAGUCGAGAGAACCCAUCGUCGCAAGCAGCUGUCAGAAGUCGUGGCGCACGUGCUGCGGCGACAUCCUGCGUUGUCCUACUACCAAGUGAGGCUGUCCCUCUCUCAAAUCUGGUCCGUCAGCGGAGGCUGAUCUGAUCAAAUUUUUACGAUAAAAAAAAGGGCUAUCACGAUGUAAUAUCUGUCCUUAUCGUCACCCUUGCGCCAACGAUCCCGGAGAUUGUAUCCGAAGAGGAGGGUGCGAGCCUGUGGUGCACUGCGGCAGAAGGAAAUUUGGUGAAGGACGCAGCAAUCAGGCUCAGUCUCCACUGGCUAAGAGAUUUCAUGUCUACUGGCCUAGAGCCUGCUCUAGGUGCCUUAAAGUGAGUUGAUGGAAGCAAAUGCCUCUCAAGCCAAUGAGAGAGCGCACGUUCACCACAACACUUGCUUGACUUCUCACAGGGUACUUCACAAUCUAUUGCGAGCUGCUGAUGCAGAGCUGGCCAAGGCUGUAGAGAUGUGAGUCCGUCACAGCUCCAACAGCGGCUAUGAUCGCUAAAAGUAUUUAUCGCCGACCCGACGCAGAGCAUCUCCUUUGCCGUAUUUUGCGCUUUCGUGGAUCAUUUCGAUGCUUUGUCACGACCUUGGACCAUGCGAAAGCGCUCGGGCACUCGACUACUUUCUGUGCGCUGGGCCGGCAGGCACCAUUUAUUUUACAGCCUCUGUGAGUUGGGACCGCCUCAUUACCAAGCUUGCGGUGUUGUCGUCUGACCUUAGUGCCGCAUUUCUACACUUCAUGUCAUCGCACACAUGACAGCUCUUGAUAGCCAAUAGAGACGCUUUGCUGGCCCUUGCAGAAGUCGAUGCGGAUCCCGCAGAGCUGCAUCACCACUUGUCUCAGCUGGUCAACUCCAUGUCUGAGUCUGGUCCUGCUACAGACGUCCUCGCCCAGAUCCUCAGCUCGGCCAGCCUCCUACAAAACAAAUACCCCUUGUGCUCGCCACAAGCAGAGACAGACCGUAUUAUGGGACCCAAAUCGGUCCUUUGUUCCUUUGACAAGAUAAAGAGGCAAGCGAAUGCGGAACAGUGGAUGGCAAAAGAUAAAGAAGCAGAACGCAUCCUGAGCGGACCUCUAGAUUGGAUCGUCCUUGACUAUUCGCCUAGCUCGCCAGAAGCCGACGUGGAGGUGGAGAAGGACAACGUGAAUCGGAUCGACACCAAGUUGGACAAAAGAGUACCCAACGGAGGCCAUGCUGCUCUGCUUGUCGCUGGUGCGCUGGGAGCUGCUACCGCCGUCAUUCUUUACGGAGCUUCGAGCGGGCAAUUGCCUCCCCAGACUAUGUCUCUGCUCAGAUCGCUGGCUGGGCGGGGACGGCUCUGA
Molecule: messenger RNA, 2562 nt
Organism: Ceraceosorus bombacis
Lineage: Eukaryota; Fungi; Basidiomycota; Exobasidiomycetes; Ceraceosorales; Ceraceosoraceae
Source: the annotation of a GenBank genome assembly